CCUCGGAAUGGCACUGGGCGGAAUAGGCUCGCUUGCCGGGCCGGCAUAUACCUGGAAUUACCACGCGAAACGGCCGUGGUCUUCAAGGUUCCCCCGAAAAGAGUCAGCACGGAACAGGUUUGCCAGGCGGUCGCAAUCCUACAAGUGCCCUCGGAAUGAACUGGACGGAAUGGGCUCGAUGCACGGUUAUGGCCCUGCCAGCUUCCUCGGAACGUCGCUGCAUGAAUCAGACUUGGCGGACGGUUGCCACCCUGCAAGUGACCUCGAAACCUCGGAUAAAAUGCUUCCCGAACACGUCCAAUCAAGAUAUCAACCGAAUCCGCUCAACGAUCCUGGUUCUUGCCACCACGAACGGCCAUGACUCUAGAGAAGGUUCGCCGGGAGUCGCCAACUUUCAAGUGCCAUCUGAACGACGCUGUACGGAACAAGCUCGAUGGACGGUCGUGGCCCUGCAAGCUCCAUCGGAAUGACGCUGGAUGAAUCAGGAUCGCCGGACGGUCGCCGCCGCUCCUGCUUUUCAAGUUCCGGUUUCCGGU
Culex quinquefasciatus (southern house mosquito) is the source of this 536-nucleotide messenger RNA. RefSeq lists its product as uncharacterized. Bases 156 to 470 code for a protein of 104 amino acids. The transcript is spliced from 2 exons. The record is from RefSeq and is a predicted model, not a curated record. Lineage: Eukaryota; Metazoa; Arthropoda; Insecta; Diptera; Culicidae.